AUGUGGUGGUGGUGGUGGUGGUGGGGGUGGGGUGGGGGUGGGGGUGAAAGAGAUAAAGGUGAAGGUGAUGGUGGUGUUGAAGGUGGAGCUAGUGGUUGUAGUAGUGGUGGUGGUAGGGAUGGCGGUUGUGGAGGUGGAGCUGGUGGUGGUGAUGGCAGCAUGGUGGUGGUGGUGGUGGCAGCGGAGGAUGAGGAGGAGGAGGAGGAGGAGGAUGUGGUGGUGGUGGUGAUGUUUGCAGUGGUUGCAUAG
Messenger RNA from Prunus armeniaca (apricot), 249 nucleotides. The record is from the annotation of a GenBank genome assembly. NCBI's taxonomy places the organism in Eukaryota, Viridiplantae, Streptophyta, Magnoliopsida, Rosales, Rosaceae.